AUGUCGCAUGCCCUCCAUCGUUACUUUCACGCCAACGCAAGCGGUUCCACGGGCAGCAACGGCUCCUCUAGCGAUGUCAAGACCAUUGGAGCUCCUUAUGCUCUAGUCACCGGAGCGACGGGGGGCAUGGGCGAAGAGUGGGCUUUGCAACUAGCAGAAUUAGGCUUCAACAUCAUCAUCCAAGGUCGAAAUCGGACAAAGUUGGAAGCAGUCAAGGCUCAGAUCUCCAAGCGACGUGCUGCCGCAUCCUCACGCAACGCCGGCGAUGCGGUCGAUGUACGACUGUUGGUGUGCGAAGCGACAAUUUACCCGAAUGCAGGACUGACGGACGGACUAGCCGCUGUACUUUCAGAUCCUGCUAUUCGACUGACAGUUCUCAUCAACAAUCUUGGUGUCAAUGUAACGCAUUUUCCCAGAUUGGAAGAUACGAAAUCGGAAGAGAUUGCAGAGAUUGUCAUUGCCAACUCCUUCUUCCCGGCAGAGACCGCGAGGAUCUGUCUGCCGCAUUUGAAAAGGCAUCAGCCUGCUUUGCUCGUCACUGUGACGAGCAUCGGCGCUUGGGCCACGCCGCCUUAGUGAGUCCUUUGAGCCCCUGUUGUCUCAAGCCAGAAUGGCCCGCGCUACUCGAACACUCGGCUCAUCCUACUCGCACCCUACCUCCGCUGCUCCGGCUCAGCCUGGCUCCUUACAUCGGAACAAAAGGCUUCGACGUGGCUUUCUCCGACUCUUUGCGCAACGAGCAGAUCUCGGAAGGGACGCAAGUGGAUGUGGUGUGCAUGGCACCGGGUCAAGUGCAAAGUGGAAUGUGCAACGAGCCGGUAGGAUUGAUGGUGAGCACUUGCUCCAGCUUCGUAGCCUCGUGUGCUUCCUUUCGCAUGAGGUCAAAUGCUGAUCGAACCUUGCCACUUUGCCUUCUUCUUUGAUGCAGAUUCCCACGUCCAAAGACUGGGUCACUUCCGCUAUCGCUUCUUUGAGGUCUACGUGGUGGACUCCAGUGCCUGCUGCUGUGAUCGCCCCAUGGACCCCACAUGCGUGGGGCCAGUGGUUCACAGCUCUAGCACCUAGAUGCAUCAUCGGUCCCAUGUCGCGCAACAUCAUCAAGGAUCUCAAAGCCAAAGAGAUGGACGCGAGAAAGGGCUUGUGA
Molecule: messenger RNA, 1144 nt
Organism: Ceraceosorus bombacis
Lineage: Eukaryota; Fungi; Basidiomycota; Exobasidiomycetes; Ceraceosorales; Ceraceosoraceae
Source: the annotation of a GenBank genome assembly